AUGGUCGACGAGGUCACCGCCCUGUCGACCCGUGCUGGGCGCCUCGAAGCAGCCGCUUCGCGGGAACCAGCUGCCUCCUUCGAGUUCACGCACAUGGACCUGCAAGCACGGACCUACGGCGAAGUUGCGAAGUCGGCGUUGGCCAUCCCCCCGGCCAAGGAGACGACUGCAUCGCAGCAAAACCGCGUUCGUGCUCAACUGAACGCCCUCACGGAGAUCCUCACGAAGAUCCACGAGGCCAAGGACGCUCUCAGCAACGAGCCCUCGAACAAGGGCCACUUCCAGGCCCGCAUCAAGCAGUUGGAGACGGCCCUGGCGGCCAUCCCCGAGGACGACGCGGAGCUCGCCAACGAGCGCGCGUCGUUGGCGACCUGGCUCACCGACACCAAGCGGCAGCUGCUCGGCUCCAAGCUGAUCGGUGCCCAGAUCGAUGGCGCACGUGCUGCUCUGGGACGUGCCCGCCAGCGCCAAGCGGAGGCCGAGCAGGCGGUGGCAGCUGCCUUGCAGCUCCAGCACACGGCCGCAUGCGAGGUCACUGCACUCGAGACGGAGCUCCAGGAGCGGGAGGCUUCUCUCACGACGGAGGCUCCCAUCGAGGCGACUGCGACGCAUGAGUCCCAGGCGUACACGAUCCUGGGCCAGAUGAUCGACCAGCUCACGGCCGACGAGUACGUCCACCCAGGCCACGUCGAGGACGCAGCUGCUGGCGCUCAUGUCAGCUGCGCCCUCCUGCUCGGCAAGGUCCAGCUUCUGGAGCAGGCGUUCCACGAUGAGCGCCUCGAUUUCGUCUUCAUCCAGGAGGGUCGCGCACGCGCCGCCGAAGUGCGCCGAGGCCUCCGCUACACCAUGCAUGUCGGCGCGUCGGACAACAUGGGCGGGCGCGGCUGCCAGGCGUGGGUCCGCGCAGCCGCCCAAUUCCGUGCCUCCUCCUACGCGGCGCCAUCCAGUCGCCUCUACUGGGCAAUGGGCCGGGAUGUGCAGGGCAUCCCAUUUAUUCUCGUCAGCGCCCAUGCGCCGAGUGACCGCGCCCCCACUGCCGAGCGGGGGGCCGUCUGGGAUCUCCUGCUCCAGACGCUGCUGACGCUUCGUGACCGCACCCCGUCUGCGAAGAUGUUCCCCGGCAUCGAUGCGAACGGCAGGGCGGGCGCCGAUCACUCCGGGGCAAUCGGCGCCUGCGAUUCGGAAGCAAUUGCGGCCAACGGCUCCGACCUGCUUUCGGUGCUCGCCCGCCUCCGCCUCGCCGCCGUCGACGCCUUCUAUGAUGUGGGCUAUGCGUGGCGCUCCGGCAAAGGCCCCGCGUCCCGCAUUGACUGCGUCUGCGGGCCUUUGGACGAGCUGUCCCGCGCGUCCGUCUCUUACGUCCCGCGUGAGAUGCAGCUUUCGCUCACAGCUAAGGCUUUCCGGUUCGACAAAUGGCGGCUUGGCGAUCCAGCCUGGGUCCAAGCGUUUCAGACCAUGCCGCGCCAGUUGCAGGCCCCCGUCGACGCAUCCGUCGACGAGAAGACCCAGGUGAUGAUGUCGCAGGUGCGCACCGCCGCCCGCCAUUCUUUCGGCAGGCCUGAGGACCGCCCUCGCCAGCCGUGGGUCUCCGACCACACGCGGUCGAUACUGCGCCUGCUGGCGCCCUCGCGCAGAGUCGCUCAUGCCGCCGGCCGGGAGGCGCACCGAGCAUACUUUCGCAGGAUCUUCCUUGGUGGCCGCAUGCAGAACGUUCGCGAGCGCAAGGGCCCCCUCGCCGACUGCGACGAGUCUCGCGGCAUCGCGCUGGAGGAUCGCGCCGCCAGAGGCCUCAAGCAGCUAGACAGCCACAUGGCCACUGGCCCUUGCCAGGGCAAUAUCCCCGAGGUGCAGCGCGGCGCUGACGCCGGCAGGGGGACUGAUUAUGCCGCUCACCUCGUGCACAGCUUCGAAGCGUACUGCAAUGCGACUGGGCGGUCGUCGUUUGUAUGGCUAGUUGACCUCGCGAAGGCGUUCGACCGCAUCGUGAGGGAGGUGGUGCUUGGAUGGCCCUGCGAUGCAACUGACCCUGAGGCUUGCCUCGCACCCCUGGGCCUCGACCCAGACCAAUCCGCAUGGAUAGUGCAGUGGGUGGCGCGGCAUGGCUGCCUCUUCGUCCAGUGGGGCGUUCGCGCCAAAGUCAUCCGCCCGCUCAAAAACCUCCACGCGGCCGCAUGGUUUUCUUACGGUGACGUUGACGCCGCCAUCGUCGCACGCGCUGGCGGCCGCCAGGGGUGCAAGUACGGCGCCGUGGUUUUCAACGGCACGUUCUCGUUGGCAAUGGCGUUCGUCCGAGUCCCCGGCUUUCUGGAUGCUGAUCCCGCUGGGCCGAAUGCCGACCCAGAGGUCGUCUCUCUCGUGGGCGCCGCGUUCGUCGACGACGAGUACGUCAUGCUCAUGGCGCGUCUGCCCAAGGAGCUGCGCGCUGCCAUCGACGUCGCGCUGCGCGCGGUGUGCGACAUAUACGACCGCCCGAGUCUCGCCAUCAAUCGGCAGCGGGCAAGUCCGAGUGCCUCCUCACGCACCGAGGCCACGGGGCCACCGCCCGGCUACAGCGGCGCCGAGUGCUUCCCGACGGAGGUCUUGCAGUCGCUGCACCCCGACCUGGGGUACUACUGCUGGUGGCGAUGUCUGCAGAUGCUCAACGGCGUCAACAUGCGGGUGCUCCGACGAGUCGGCGACGCCCCGCGGUUCGGCCACUCCGAAACGGACCUCGAGAUACGCAAGCGGCUCAGACAGCCCAGCUUGGACUGCCUGGCGAUGCGCACUCGCCUCCGCUACUUAGGGCGCCUGGUGCGUAGUUCACCGCCCGCGCUGCUGGCCCUGCUCGCCGCGCGGCCUGGCGGGGCGCGCCUGCCCUGGGUCACUCUGCUCGUCUCCGACUUGGGCAAGCUCCGCGAGCUCGUUGCCCCGUGCAGAACGCUGCCGCCGCCGGAGGGUACCGCGAGCGCUUGGGCGACGUUCAUCAGCGACUCCCCAGCGCGCUGGGCAAAUUCCGUGAGCAUGUUGUUUUUCACCGACUCUUGCUGCGACCGUGGCGGCGCCGCUCCGGUCGGAGGUGGCGCCCGCCCAUUUGCUUGCCACCAGUGCGACGCGUGCUUCGCGACGGCGAAGGCGCGUGACCAGCGUCUUCGAAUUCGACAUCAUGUCUGGUGCUUACAGAGAAGCUACGCCGGCGCUGAUGCGACCUGCCCGGUGUGCCACACCGCGUUCGGUUCGCGCCUUCGGUUGCUGUCGCACCUUUGCGACUCCCGCCGGCCAGCGCGCUGGGAUGCCAUUCGUGCUUCCCCAGCCCGCUACCCCCCGCUACCUCAGAAGCAGGUGGCUGAGCUCGACGACCUUGACAAGGAGAUGGGCUACGCCAGGCUGAUUGUUGAUUGCGCACGGGCAGUGGCCGAAUGCGCGAAGAUGCGAGGCGGCCCCGCGACUGGCGCCCACCCCGCAUUGGCCCGCUCUGGCACCGCCAAUUGGAGCGAUCUCAGAGCUGACCGCGCUUCGAGAUGCCCGACGAGAUCGCCGAGCUCGUGCCAUUCCACGCCGACGGCCAACGUCGCGGUCCGCACGUUGGUCGAAGGACUGUUCUUUCACGGGCCUGGGCGCAGCUGGAGGCCGACCCAGAGCUUCAUCCUCGACGGGCUGCCGCGGCCCAGUGGCCACGGAUUGCCCCGUGUGGCUUCGGGGCUCUUCGCUGAAGGGCGCUGCUACGAGGCGGGCGCGACGCUGGCAACGUCGGCGCGCGCGGCGGCGGAGCUACCUCUGGCGGGCGAGGACCACGGCCUUGGGUCUCGACGGUGUGCGAAGGCACUCGGGGCUCCCCUGCCUGGCCCGCCCAAGACGAUGGACUGCGCCGAGCCACUCGCGCUGCCGGCGAUCUCGAUGCACUCGGCGGCGUCGACCACUGCGCGCUGCGCCGCGGACUACGUUGUGAAAAAGGGCUGCUGCAGAGAGGUCGCGCGGCGACGACUUCUCACGUGGCCGCUUGGGCCCGGGUCUGGGGGGGGGAUCUGGCCCGCGCUCGGCGCGUUCGGCGAGGUGGGCGACCUGGGGCUCGGGGUCCGGGAGGUCAGGGGCCGCGGCGCGUUCGAGGACGUAGACGACGGCAAGAUCGCGCCGCUGCGGAGGAGCGGCGACCGCGGGGCGGUCGCGCGCGCGAAGUUCGCGCGGCGACGGGCUGACCAGGCAGAGGAGGGCCACCCCCACGCCAAGCACGUGGUGGCCACGGUGCGGAGGGCGGCGUCAGAGGCGCCCGGCGGCGCCGGCUCUGCGGCGCGCCGGGGCCGCGGCGGCGGCGGCCCGAAGGCGUUCGAGGGCGACGAGCUGCAGGCCGAGGGGCGUCGCGGUCAGGAGGGCGACGCUGGCGCGGGCGCGCUGCCGGCAGGCCUUCGCGAGGGCGACGGGGGCCAGGCUGCCGAGGGGGCGGUCGAGCCCGCUGCCGCCUUGAGCGGCUCCGGCGCUCCGAGCCGAGAUGCGGGCAUUGCCGCGGCCCUUAGCGGGUCUGGCUCGAUGGAAGCUGAAUGCGACGGGGGCUGCCAGCGGCGCGCGUUCUACGGCCGCAGAGCGCGCUUGCACCGCGCGGCCGCUCUCUUAGGUGACAUGCGAGCCUGUGGCCGGCAGUCUUUCGAGCCGCCACGGCGCGUGGGCGGCUCCGACCGCCUCGUGCAGGAGGGCGACCCCGAGUUCGUCGGCGCCCGCGCCGGCGAGGAGGAGACUGGCGCGGCCGCGUGCGGCUGCAAGGCGUCGCACAGGCUGGCGGAGGCCCUGGCGGCGGCGCCGGGGGCCGCGGCGCCCCUCGGCGAAGGCCACAGGGCUUCCUUCGCGCUAGUAAAGAUUGAGUUUGCAUGGGCUCGCAUGAAGUCCCACGUCCUGUUCGGGGUUGGCCGAGGGCGCAGCGACUGCCGCGCCCGUCAUACUCUCAGACUCUCCGCGCGCAGGCCGUGGCGCCUGGUGGCGACGGAGUUUCCUGAGGAGUACGGUGGCUACUGCGACAUGCAAGGCCGGGCGCGAGUGGGCCGUCAGCCGCACCGCCGAGGAGGCCAGCGGGCGGCGCCCGCUGCUGCACGAGACCGCGAGCGCGUGGGGCCACGGCGAGGGAGGAGGCUCGGCGGGCAGUUGCGCCAGCUCGUCGAGCUCGGCGACCAGUCACCCCGGGGUAGCCCUGGCGAGGCACGCUGGAACGAGUAUAAAAUGUGGCGCCAGAGCUUCAACCGCUGGAGACAGCUCACCGAUGCUCCUGCCCACAAGCGCGCGGACCGCAUCCAGAUGGGGGAUCUACCAGAUGCGUUGAUCACCUCCAAGCAGGGCGCCGAGAAGAUCCUAGAGCGCCUUGACUUGUUGUCCGGCGAGAAGAUAUACGACGAGAAGCGGAAAGCAGACAGACUUACAGAGUACGCCGCUCGCCUCGACCUGGCUUUCGACAAGGUCGCCACGCUAGAAGACGACAACGUCUCCUCUCUAGACGCUGACGGCGAACAGCAGGCGUAUCUGGCGCUCGAGGGUCUCAACUUGUUCGACGAUGAGUUGCCGCAGGCCUUCGCGGCCGCGCAGGAGACGCUCGACAGCAGUGGAUACGCCGCCACGGGGGCGGCAGUUCCUCCGGGUCUGACCAGGGCGGAGACAGCCUCGGCCGCCUUGACGGGCGCCGCGAUCUUCCGGCUCCCCAGACUCGCGGACGAGUUCGGCCGGGCGAUGAUCAACCGCCGCAUCUGGCCGACCAACCUGAUCCGACGCAUGGGAGUCGUUCCAGUUCAAUACUACCAUUGCCGACGCAUGCCAAUCAACGUCGACUGCGGCAGCAAUGGGCAUAGACGCUGGUGGGUCUAUGGUUUGCGCGCCACGCGCGUUGCCCACCAAGAGAUCAAGCCAGACAAGGCCAACCCGAAGAAGGAGAUGACGUGCAUAUGCAAAAAGCAGCGCGCUGCCUGCCCCCUGCCGGGCCCCGACUGGCAAGCCUUAGUGGCGGCGCCAGCAUCCCCGCCAGUCGCCCCAAGGUCAAAGGGGUCAAAGGCGCCAGCAGAAACGCCGCCGCCAUGGCCGGCCGCCGCCGAUCCGAACGCGGCGCAGGACCGCUAUCGGAAGAUCGAGGCGGAGCAGCCAGACGUCGUCACGGAGGGCGUGGAGCUGCAGGCCAGGGAGGGGGCGGGCGCAGAAGCGCCGAGGGGCACCCUCAGCAGCCAAGAGGCCAGCCACGGAGUACAGGGGCGAGCCGAAGGAUUACCCUGA
Molecule: messenger RNA, 6216 nt
Organism: Prorocentrum cordatum
Lineage: Eukaryota; Dinophyceae; Prorocentrales; Prorocentraceae
Source: the annotation of a GenBank genome assembly